This is a messenger RNA of Chiloscyllium plagiosum (whitespotted bambooshark), 1119 nucleotides long. Lineage: Eukaryota; Metazoa; Chordata; Chondrichthyes; Orectolobiformes; Hemiscylliidae. The record is from RefSeq and is a predicted model, not a curated record.
AUGGGAGCUAACAGGUAUCACCUCAUCACAUACAAAUACCUUGCUGAAGAUAAGAAAGCUAUCAUUGUAUCUACAACAGAUCAUGAGGAUGAAGGUGCUGUGGGCAUAAAAGAAGAUUAUGAUCAACCGAAUGAAUUUUCUAGAAGACAAAUAGUUUCAAAUUGGGACAGGUACAAAACUGAAGAAAAGGAACUCGAUGAUAGUAGUGAAUCUUUGCGAGGUACAGAUUUCAAUGUGCUGCUGAGUUCUGCAGGUGAUUCAUUUGCACAGUUUCGCUUUGCUGAGGAAAAAGAGUGGGAAGUAGAGGGGACUUCCAGUAAACAGCUAUCACCUUUGUUUGUGGACUGUCAAUCUCUAGCUCAAUCCCUUCAGGAACUCCCCCUCUACCUUAGACUGAAUGUGGACGCUGAGUUGGUACAGAUCACUGUUCCUUCUGAGCUACCACAAGUGAGACUGAAGGGUUUGCAAGAUGGCCCAAGUAAAUUUAGAGCACCGGCUGCAACUCCAUUGGGAGCUGUUAAUGCCAUGCCACAAAAUGCAGUGGCUGAAGAUCCAGUCCAAACUACCUUCAAUGUCAUGCUCAGCCCUGCAACACAAAUACCUAAGAGUGCUCCUUCUGCAUCUCAGCAAGAACCAGAUAAGCUAGACGAGGAGCUGGAUAUUUUACUUCAGUUAGGAACGCCUGCCAGUAAAAGUAAUGAUGAUUUCCUGAACAAAGCUCAAAAUGCAGAAGUUCUUUGUGAUGCCACAUCAGUUACAACUUCAACCGACUCAUCAGGUGCUGAAGUGGUAGACAAUGCAAAUUCACAGCUAACAGAAAUGGCUAAGAAACCUGACCCUGAAGAAGAACUGGAAGAUUGGUUAGAUAGUAUGAUAUCAUGAUUAUAGUUUUGUAAGUAAAUGAAAGAAAACUAAAAAGUACAUUACCUAUAAAUAUUAAUUGGCAUGUUUAUUCCAACUGCAUUCCAUUGCUGACAAGUAAAAUGUAUAUUAGUGUUAAUGUUUACACUGUGAAAUUCCGUUGAAUAGCUUAGAUUUAGUGACAGAGUUAUAACUAACUAAUUGCAUGUAAAAAGAUUGCAGAGUCAAGGUGUAAUAAAAACUGUUGAAAACCAUGAA